Messenger RNA from Onthophagus taurus, 2325 nucleotides. It is a transcript of the gene GrlHz, whose product is annotated as Gustatory receptor-like Holozoa. Lineage: Eukaryota; Metazoa; Arthropoda; Insecta; Coleoptera; Scarabaeidae. The record is from RefSeq and is a predicted model, not a curated record.
UGUUAAUAGAUGGCGCCACUCUAUAUUGAUUUGAUAGAAACUUUAGAAUGAGUUCAAAAUGAUUUUAUUUUCUUAUUAAGAUGUUGUUCAAACGCAAAUAAAGAUUAAAGUGCACGUUCUAUUUUGGUCACAAAGACCUUGGCAAUGGUCUUGAACAGUUUAAUUUUAAAAUCGCAAACAUUCCUUUGAAAAUUGACCAAAUGAUAACAUUUUUAUGCUUUAAACAACCAAAGCAAAAAGGACACUCAAUUGCAUUAAAAUUGAAAAUAAAUUAGAUAAAAUUAUAAAAAAAUAAAUAAAUUAGAUGUUUUAGUAUGCAUAACAAGUCAUAUAAUAAAAAGAUUAAAAAAUGUUUAAUAUCGACGACGGUCGAGGUUAUCAUAUGCAGGCAAACUUGGUCAAAACUUCUUGCGAAUAAGACGCUUGAUAGAACCAGAUGGGGAACAAGUUUUUUUUUGUGUUAUCCAAAAUAAAAAUAUAAAAAAAAGAAUAUGAGAGCAAAGGUAAGUUACAAAAUAUCGAACAUUUGUAAGAAUGCACGCUGUGUGCACUGAUAUUAUGAAUUCUGUUGGUGGUUGUGUUGAAAAAUUAAAGCUUUCAGGCAUGGGGUCUAAUUUAAAUGAAAAUUCUAUUGAUGAAAAUUCACCAUCACUUAUAUAUUCGAUAGGAAUAAUAACAGAUAGUCCAGAAAAUCCCGAAAAUGUAACCCAUUUCAGCGUAACAACCGCCUUGACUUACUGCAAAACAAAAAUUUUAAAACCUUAUUUAAGAUUUUUGUGCAUCACCGGUUUAAGAUCAUUCGUCGCUGAUUCUUCCGAUCGUUUCACAUUGAAAGGAUGUUGUUGUCACCUUUACAUAAUCGCUUUAUUAAUUUUAAUCAUUUUGGGUUAUUUACUCCAAUACACAGCGUGUUUUCGACGGGAUCGUGGUUUUUGUUAUCUUAUUAUUCAAUCAGAAACAGGAACUAAUCUGUUAUCCGAUGAAGAACGUUUUAAAACUGUUUGCGAAGAAUCUAUCAUUUUUAGUUAUGGAAUACCUCAUAUUUUACAUUUUUUUGGUUAUGCACACGCUUUCCAUGUUUUUAGAUCAUCGAAUGAUGACCAACUUCCAAGUUUAAUGGAAUCUGUGUUUUUAACAUUAACAAAUUUAAGUAAUGGAUUUCAAAGUCAAAAGAAAUUGGUUCGAAUGUUAUGGAUUUUUGUUGCUAUAAAUAUUUUAUGGAUGAUUUCUUCUUUAUCCGCCGUUAUGGUUAUGAUGUUGGAUGGAACUAUUGAGUUUAAAUGGAUCAAUUAUAACGACACCAAUAUUGUUUUAAUUUUAAAAUUGUUAUUAGUGCUUUCAACGUUAUGUCACGAUGUCGUUCAAGCGACUGUUAUAUCAAAUUAUUGUCUUCAAGCGCAAUUAUUAACGAAUUACGUGCGAUUUCUUAAAGAGAAAUUGCUUCAACAUUCGGUUUUAGCGAUGGAAUGGAUGCGAGAUAUGGAAGAAUUUAAAAAACUUUUACAUUUUUUAAAUGCCAAAUUAUCUCCGUCCGUUUGUAUUUUUACACUUUUAAACGUAUCCAGGAGCAUAACAGGAACUUUAUGGUUGUUUAAUUUAGAUAAUGUCGAUAGAACAAAUUCCCACACUUUCUGGAUUUGUCUCAUUAACAUCUUACUUUGGGUCGUUUUAGCUUUAUCGCCUUUUAUUCAAGCUGCAAGAUUAACCAAUUCUUGUUAUGAAAUAAGGGGUGUUGGUCAUGAAUUACGAGCAAGACCAUAUCCGGUUCAUUCUUUACAUAAUGAUAACUCAAGGCAAUUAGAUACAUUAAUGUUAUAUUCUUCUACAUUAAAAUAUAAAGCUACCUUAUUUGGAUUAAGCAUUAAACUUUGUUACAUUUAUUUUUUGCUAACGGCUACUUCAUUGUUGAUACUUGCAUUAGGUCAAUUGCAUUAUCUUAAAUAAUUUAUUUUUGAUUUUAUGUUUUUAAUAUUAAAAGAAAUAAAGCAUCAAUAUCCUACUCAUCUCUUUAUUUAUCCCUCAAAAAAAUGUAUUUAUAAUAGUAUCUCUUGUAACGAUUAAUCACAAGCUUUCUACAUUUACACAUUUUUUAAAUUAACAAAACAUCUUCAUCUAUACAUAGCAUAGCUCUAAUUACAAGAUAUAGAUGAAAUGUAGCAUUCUAUUUCAAAAAUUAAAUUAUUAUUAUAAUAAUUUUGUUUAUUAUGUCUUCAAAAUAAUCGUUUUUGGGGGCAUCAUAUUGACUUUGAUUAACGACGUCUCUGCUCGAGGAGUUGCUUCAAACUGAAGGAGGACACUCCGAAGCCAAUCGCAGCGAUAAACAAA